Cantharellus anzutake is the source of this 1272-nucleotide messenger RNA. Its product is annotated as phosphatidylserine decarboxylase-domain-containing protein. Bases 1 to 849 code for a protein of 282 amino acids. Gene Ontology annotation, molecular function: phosphatidylserine decarboxylase activity. The record is from RefSeq and is a predicted model, not a curated record. NCBI's taxonomy places the organism in Eukaryota, Fungi, Basidiomycota, Agaricomycetes, Cantharellales, Hydnaceae. Gene Ontology annotation, biological process: phospholipid biosynthetic process. The transcript is spliced from 4 exons.
AUGGGCAGCAACUUGGACAAGCAUGAAUCUUUAACCCCAGAAUCACUUGAAACUUUCCGCAAUUCUCCCAUUUACCACAUGGAAGAACUUCGGCCUGUCUCUGGACACCCCGACGACCACAGUGUCAUCGUGAGCCCAGCUGACUCCGUCUUUGACGGCUGCUGGCGGAUCGAGAAUAACAGUAUCGUUUGCCUCAAGCACAUCCCUUGGCCUAUCCGCCAAUUGUUGGCCGGCAGCCCCUACAAAUCCAAGUUCGGCGGUGGUGCUUUCACUCAUUCUUUCCUCGCCCCGUACGACUAUCAUCGUCUACAUGCUCCAGCCGCAGGAGAAGUGCUAGAAGCGAGAGUUAUUCCAGGUCUUUGCUACCUCGAGGUAGACGCGACAACUGAUGGCGACAGGAAUGCCUGCCAAGCGGGCCCUUCCUGCGGCAAGGGCCCGGGUGGCGUAAUCCACACCGGGAGCGACAUUUUGGCUCCUAACACUCCCGGUUACCAAUUCCUCCAAGCACGGGGACUAAUCGUGAUCAAGAAUCCCGACAUCGGUCUCGUUGCUGUGUUACCCAUCGGAAUGUGCCAAGUCUCCUCCGUCGUACUCACAGUUAAAGAAGGCGGACACACUGAGAAAGGAGAUGAAAUUUCUCACUUCCAAUGUGGUGGUUCCGAUUGCGUGAUGCUCUUCCAGAGGAAAGCAAACGUCCGAUUUACGACUUCCCUCGGUCAGCAUUACAACGUUGGUAUCCAAGUCGCCAGGGCUUUCCCCGACGGGAUACCGCAGGAAGGCUUCAAACCUGCUCCCAAGCGUCAUAAGCAUCUCAAAGGUCCCGAGUCUGCUCUUCAUAAUGCCCACUAAACUUGGACUCGGCAACAUUUGUAUUAACGUGCGUGUCCCUGGAGUUCCGUCCUAGCUAUGCAUGCGAACUGACUUUCGUAAUCUCAAAAGCUCCAACCAGAGUCCCUGGCUCAUAACGAUCUCUGUACGAUUGCAACAAAUCUCAAUGUGUGCAAGUCCACCACGAAAGCUAACUGAGGUUCGACUAAGAAAAGAGCAACGAGAUAGAAAAGGGGUAAAAUGUUUGUUUGCCCCUCACUCCAUCCGAUCUAUAACGACGUGCACCUCGAAGGAAAUUCUCAGAGGUGAGAGCAGAUUGUCUGACAACAACACACACGUGUGUCUGGUCCAGAUGUUACCUAUCAUGACCAAGGGACAGCUUGCGCACUCUAUUGGGUUUUAUAUUAUGCUGGAUCACGAGGCAACAACCCGGCUGGUCGACUC